Messenger RNA from Octodon degus (degu), 3310 nucleotides. RefSeq names its product aconitase 1 (gene Aco1). Gene Ontology annotation, cellular component: cytosol; mitochondrion. The transcript has 19 exons. NCBI's taxonomy places the organism in Eukaryota, Metazoa, Chordata, Mammalia, Rodentia, Octodontidae. Gene Ontology annotation, molecular function: 3 iron, 4 sulfur cluster binding; aconitate hydratase activity; 4 iron, 4 sulfur cluster binding. Gene Ontology annotation, biological process: citrate metabolic process; tricarboxylic acid cycle. The record is from RefSeq and is a predicted model, not a curated record. The coding region runs from base 20 to 2716 and encodes 898 amino acids.
ACGUGACCAGUCGGAAAUUAUGAAGAAUCCAUUUGCACACCUGGCUGAGCCCUUGGAUCCUGCACAACCAGGAAAGAAAUUUUUUAAUUUAAAAAAAUUGGAGGAUUCAAGAUAUGAACACUUACCCUAUUCUGUCCGAGUUCUCCUGGAGGCAGCCAUUCGGAACUGUGAUGAGUUUUUGGUCAAGAAAAAUGACAUUGAAAAUAUCCUAAAUUGGAAUGUCAUGCAGCAUAAGAAUAUAGAAGUGCCAUUUAAACCUGCCCGUGUCAUUUUGCAAGACUUUACGGGUGUGCCAGCUGUGGUUGACUUUGCUGCAAUGCGUGAUGCAGUGAAGAAGUUAGGAGGCAACCCCGAGAAAAUAAACCCCAUCUGUCCUGCUGAUCUUGUCAUUGAUCAUUCCAUCCAGGUCGAUUUCAGCAGAAGGGUAGACAGCUUACAGAAGAAUCAAGACCUGGAAUUUGAGAGGAAUAGAGAACGAUUUGAGUUUUUGAAGUGGGGUUCCCAGGCUUUUCGCAACAUGCGGAUUAUUCCCCCUGGCUCAGGAAUCAUCCACCAGGUGAACUUGGAGUAUUUGGCAAGAGUGCUUGGAGAGCUUUUGCCUAGCAUAGAAGAGACCGUGGAUCCAAUCCUUAGCACCAAAAGGGUUGGGAUGGCUAUAAUAAGAAGUAAUGCAAGCAUUAUUUUAGCCACACCCUCCAUUGCAGGUGUGGGUGGAAUUGAAGCAGAAGCUGUAAUGCUGGGUCAGCCAAUCAGCAUGGUGCUUCCCCAGGUGAUUGGCUAUAGGCUGACAGGAAAGCCUCAGCCUCUGGUAACAUCAACCGACAUUGUGCUCACCAUCACCAAGCACCUCCGCCAGGUUGGAGUUGUAGGCAAAUUUGUUGAAUUCUUUGGGCCAGGAGUAGCCCAGCUGUCCAUUGCUGACCGGGCUACAAUCGCCAACAUGUGUCCAGAGUAUGGAGCAACUGCUGCCUUUUUCCCAGUUGAUGAAGUUAGUAUCAAGUACCUGGUACAGACUGGCCGAGAUGAAAACAAAGUAAAGCACAUGAAAAGGUAUCUUCAGGCUGUAGGAAUGUUUCGUGAUUUCAGCAACCCCUCUCAAGACCCAGACUUUGAACAGGUUGUGGAAUUAGAUUUGAAGACAGUAGUCCCGUGCUGCAGUGGACCCAAAAGGCCUCAAGACAAAGUUGCUGUGUCUGACAUGAAAAAGGACUUCGAGAGCUGCCUCGCAGCCAAGCAAGGAUUUAAAGGAUUCCAAAUUGCUCCAGAACAUCAUAGUGACCAUAAAGUGUUUAUCUACAAUAAUAGUGAAUUUACCCUUGCUCAUGGUUCUGUGGUUAUCGCUGCCAUUACUAGCUGCACAAACACCAGUAAUCCAUCAGUGAUGUUAGGAGCUGGAUUGUUAGCAAAGAAAGCUGUGGAUGCAGGCCUGAAUGUGAAGCCUUACAUCAAAACCAGCCUGUCUCCUGGAAGCGGUGUGGUCACCUACUACCUACGAGAAAGCGGAGUCAUGCCUUACCUGUCUCAGCUUGGGUUUGACGUGGUGGGCUAUGGCUGUAUGACCUGCAUUGGCAACAGUGGGCCCUUACCUGAACCCAUAGUAGAAGCCAUCAUUCAGGGAGACCUAGUAGCCGUUGGAGUGCUUUCUGGAAAUAGGAACUUUGAAGGUCGCGUCCACCCCAACACUCGGGCCAACUAUUUAGCAUCUCCUCCCUUAGUAAUAGCCUAUGCCAUCGCGGGGACCAUCAGGAUCGACUUUGAAAAAGAGCCAUUAGGGGUAAAUGCAAAGGGACAACAAGUAUUUCUAAAAGAUAUUUGGCCAACUCGAGAUGAGAUCCAGGCUGUGGAGCAGCAGUAUGUCAUCCCUGGGAUGUUUAAGGAGGUCUAUCAGAAGAUAGAGACUGUGAAUGAAAGCUGGAAUGCCUUACAAGCCCCAUCAGAUAAGCUGUAUCUGUGGAAUCCCAAAUCUACAUACAUUAAAUCACCACCAUUCUUUGAAAAUCUGACUUUGGACCUCCAGAGCCCCAAAUCUAUAGUGGAUGCCUAUGUGUUAUUAAAUUUGGGAGAUUCAGUAACAACUGAUCACAUCUCUCCAGCUGGAAAUAUUGCAAGAAACAGCCCUGCUGCUCGCUAUUUAACUAACAGAGGCCUAACGCCACGAGAAUUCAACUCCUAUGGCUCCCGCAGGGGUAAUGAUGCCAUCAUGGCACGGGGAACAUUUGCCAACAUUCGCUUGUUAAACAAAUUUUUGAACAAACAGGCACCACAGACUGUACAUCUCCCUUCAGGAGAAAUUCUUGAUGUGUUCGAUGCUGCUGAGAGAUACCAGCAAGCGGACCUUCCUCUGAUCAUCCUGGCUGGCAAAGAGUAUGGUGCAGGCAGCUCCCGUGACUGGGCAGCCAAAGGCCCUUUCCUGCUGGGAGUCAAAGCUGUUCUGGCCGAGAGUUACGAGCGCAUUCACCGCAGUAACCUGGUUGGAAUGGGAGUAAUACCCCUUGAGUAUCUGCCUGGUGAAAAUGCAGACUCUCUAGGACUCACAGGGAAGGAACGAUACACUAUCAUCAUUCCAGAAAAUGUCAGACCACGAAUGGAAGUCCAGGUCAAGCUGGAUACUGGGAAGACCUUCCAGGCUGUUAUGAGGUUUGACACUGAUGUGGAGCUCACUUAUUUCCACAAUGGGGGCAUCCUCAACUACAUGAUUCGCAAGAUGGCCAAGUAGGCCUGUGUUUCCUAGAGCUGCACUUGGCGCACUCAGUGAGGCACCGGCCAUGCAGCCAGCCGAGGCUGGUGAAGAAGCCCCUGCUUCCUCCAUGCAGGUGCUGCCUGGAACUCAACAGCUGAGUACUGCGGGUUGGGUGCCAUUCCUGGAGGCUCAAAGCCAGAAGUUUCAGUGUUCUCUAUUUUUGUUAAAUUGUUUUAUCUUUUUCUAGAAUUUGAAAGCUAGAAUUGUGGGAAGAUCAGUAGUGCCAGAAAGCUGGCUUAUUUUUGAAGUUACUGAUCAUAGGACAUUGAUUUUUCACUUUUACCAACUACUCAACUGAACACUAGCAAGUAUUUUCAGAAGCAUCUCCUACCCUUUUUACUGUUUUCCAUUAUCUUCUGCUCAGUGAAACCCUUCCUUUGAGGGCCCAUUCCUUUGUAAUAUAUCACUGUUAACUGACAUAGGUAGGUAAGAACUUUUUCACACAAAUUGUAAUACUGGUUGUGAUUUCCCCGAAUAAUCCAAACACCUGGCAAACAGGUCAAACACUGAAUUUUUUGAUUAUGUACCUUGUAGUAAAUCAACAUUAAAGAAAAAUUUUCUUUCACUGUC